AUGAAUAAUACCAGAGAAGAAAUUAAAGACUUCAAAAUUUUCCGUGAAUUGAACUACAAAGAAGUUCGUAACUUAAUAAUGUCAAAGAAGUUAUAUGUCAAUACGGUAGUAAAAAUUUAUAAUAGAGAUCGAAUUAAAAUUCCGAGUUCAGAAUUUUUACCGUUAAACGAUCGCAAAGAAUAUUUUUUCGAAUAUACUAUUCUUCACUUGGCUCUUUAUGUAGAUGACGAUGAAUUUGUAGACUUCCUCCUGGAGAACAAUGCAGACACAAAGCUGAUGGAGACAGAACAUUUGGCACCGGUAAUUUUAUCGGCGAUAAGUCUAAACAGCUUGAAGUACGUAAAGAAAUUAGUGAAAGCUGGUGCUGAUGUCAAUCAGAUUAUCUGUGUACUUGACACAUAUGAGAGAAAAAGGGAUAGGCUUAAUAAUGAGGGUAAUCCUCAAAUUUAUUAUAAUUAUUAUACACCGUUGGAAUUUGCUGUCCAGCUGGAUACAUAUAAGAUCGCUGAAUUUCUCAUCAGCCAGGGUGCUAAUGUACACGGAAGAAUUGGCAAUGACGGAGACGAUACCGACUCGCCAAUGGGUAUCGCUGCUUUUUCGGAUAACGUAAAAAUGUUGAAAUUGUUGAUUAAACAUGGCGCUGAUAUUAAUGCUGGAGACGACAAUGGUUUGACUCCUCUGAUGAAAGCAGCUGCUGAAGACGAUAAUUCAGAAAGUCGCAGUCAACCUCUUAUAGAAAUAAAUUCUCUGAAUAAUGACAAGAAAUCUUGUCUUCAUUUUCCCGGAGUUUUGCGCAUGGGAGAUGAAAUUGAACCUGAGUCUAGUCUUCAAGAUCUCCUGAAUGCAGGAUGUGAUAAUGUCAAUAUUGUGACCAAUUACCAAUUGAUACCUAUGGAAACAAAGAAAUGUGCUUUGAGAUUAUGA
Molecule: messenger RNA, 924 nt
Organism: Cotesia congregata
Lineage: Eukaryota; Metazoa; Arthropoda; Insecta; Hymenoptera; Braconidae
Source: the annotation of a GenBank genome assembly